GCCUUCUGGCAGAGGUUCUGAGUUCUGCACUUCGUCGCCACUGCCAGUGCAGAACUCAUCUUGCUUGGAAAAGUUCCAAAAGUGAGGGUGCCCCUGGGGCGAAGACUUUCCCGCUCUGCAAAACGUUCUUCCUUCACAAGCUAGGAUUCCAUUUAAGGAGCUCCACCAAUCAAAUUUGACAGCUAACAGCGGCUGGGCGUACACCACUGAGUUUCAGAUGGCGGCCCGAGGCGCCCUCCUCCGGCUCUCGUCCAACUUCUUUAGCUCAUAUAUCCCCUCCCUUAGACCCGCUCUUACAGCAACCGCUAGUGUAUCCUGUCAGUCAACAGAUCAUCCUUUCACAAACCAAGGGUUUAGCAGGGGUUUAUGCACUGACGCCCCUGGACAAACUGAGUCAGCGCCUGGAUUAAGCCAAAGCUCAAGCCAAGGUCUCAACCAAGGGACAAGCCAAAGGUUAAUUCAAGGGUUUAGCAGGGGUUUGAGCACCGAUGCAGCUGGGAUGGGUCACACUGCCCCAUACCGUCUCCGGCCAGAGAGCGUGCAGCGGGUUAUCGAGGCAGCGCUAACCCUGGUUAGGGAACUGGUUCACCUGAAAGGCGAGACGGUUAAGCGGUUGGAAAAGGACGCAGAAAAAGUGCCGGCACUGCUGGGGCUGCCCCUGGGUCACAACUCAUCCUUCCAACAAGGCCCUGCGUUUGCCCCCGCCUUGAUCCGUGAGAGCAUGUGGUGCCACAGCACCAACUCCUUCACCGAGAAAGGCAUUGACCUAAACGACAUCCGAAACCUGGUCGACGUGGGAAACCUCCCGAUCCAAGAGCUGCGGGACUGUGGAGUGGACGACAAGCAGCUGUUUGACGCCAUCUCCUCAGCCGUCAAGAUUAUCUACCAGCAGAAACCCCUGUACCCGAUCGUCAUGGGUGGCGACCACUCAGUGACGUGGCCUGUCGUGCGCGGCGUGGUCGAGGCAGCGGGCCAGCCGGUCGACAUCCUGCACUUCGACGCGCAUCCCGACAUGUACGACUGCUUCGAAGGCAACCGGUACAGUCACGCGAGCGGGUUUGCAAGGAUCAUGGAGGAUGGGUUGGCCCGGAAUCUGCUACAAGUGGGAAUACGCUCAAUCACGGGCGAGGGCCGCGCGCAGGCCAAGAAAUUUGGUGUACGCCAGUUCGAGAUGCACUCGUACGAGGACCACCGGGAGUACCUGGAAAACCUGACGCUCGGGGAAGGCUGCGCCGGCGUCUAUGUCUCCAUCGACGUCGACUGUCUAGACCCUGCGUAUGCGCCAGGCAUCUCGCACCACGAGCCCGGCGGCAUGUCCUUCCGUGACGUCAUGAACGUGCUGCACAACCUCAAGGGGAACAUUAUUGGCGCUGACGUCGUCGAGUACAACCCGCAACGGGACCGAGACUCAAUGACGGCGAUGGUGGCCGCCAAGUUUGUCCGGGAGCUGGCAGCUAAGAUGGCGAAGUAAUAUGAGGUUAAAAUGAGAGCGUUACCCAAAAGCGAAGGGAGAACAUAACAAGCAUAACUAUGAGAUUGGAUAAUCUUGAGAACCCACCGGCCUUAGACAGGGAACGAGAGAAGAAGAGCGCAAGCACCAAGUUUUGUCUCGAGUUGUCCCGUGCGAAUUAGGGUUUUGGACGGGUAGUGCUUACGAUCGGACUCGACAGUGAGAUUGAUGCAUUGUCUCUUCCGGCGAUUGAAUCCUGAUGAAUUGCAGGCGACAGCGAAACUUCAAGGUCGGCAGUUUGCCCGGCACUGUACGGAUCUUUCAAGUCGUUGCCGUCGAAUUGAAUUGAUCGUACAGAAAGUAUGUUAAAUCUGGAUAAAAGAUGUCCUCUGCCGCGUGCGCAGUUGAGCUUCGUAAUCUGACUUUCCGC
Klebsormidium nitens is the source of this 1880-nucleotide messenger RNA. The record is from the annotation of a GenBank genome assembly. NCBI's taxonomy places the organism in Eukaryota, Viridiplantae, Streptophyta, Klebsormidiophyceae, Klebsormidiales, Klebsormidiaceae.